Zychaea mexicana is the source of this 588-nucleotide messenger RNA. RefSeq lists its product as uncharacterized. The coding region runs from base 1 to 588 and encodes 195 amino acids. NCBI's taxonomy places the organism in Eukaryota, Fungi, Mucoromycota, Mucoromycetes, Mucorales, Lichtheimiaceae. The transcript has 3 exons. Gene Ontology annotation, biological process: mitotic spindle organization. The record is from RefSeq and is a predicted model, not a curated record. Gene Ontology annotation, cellular component: cytoplasm; dynactin complex.
AUGCACAAGGAGAGCAAAGUUUCCGAUAUCGAUGAGAGGAUUGCCAAGCUGGAAUCGUUAGUCGGAUCUAGCUCAGGCCGUGGUUUGGAUGACUUGCCACCAAGUCUUGCCACGGCAUCCCUCAUCGGAUCCGUGUCGAAACUAGAGCAACAAAUCACCAUUCUGGCCCAACCAAGGCAAUUGGAAACCGUUGCUCGAAGAGUGAAAGUGUUGAUCAGUGAAUUGGAUAGACUCAAUGAGCUCAAGUCGGGUCGUAAGGAUUUGUCAUUGGGCUUUCUUUCUAGCACUACAUCGCUACCAAGCACUGCCGGUGGUGCAGCUGGUGCUAAUGCAGCAAAUGAAAAUAAAGAAGCCCAAGGUCUUUCCAGUGAGGCUGAAGAAAAGGUCAACCAACUUUUCGCAACAAUGGAAAAAGUCGAUCCACUUUUAAACUUAACACCAGCACUGCUUACACGCUUAAAAGCGCUGCAAGGUCUUCAUACUGAAGCAUCUACCUUUGGUCGAUCAGUUAAAGCUAUCUCUGAAGAGCAAACCCGUAUCACUGAUGAACUGAAGAACCUCAGUACAGCCUGUGAACUGGUAAAGUAG